GCGGGGACUCAGCUAGGGAGACGGCCGGACUUGGGUCGGGUCAGCCCUUCGGUGACGCCAGGCGGUCAAACAGAGCCACCAUGGGGACAACAGCCCCAGGGCCCAUCCACCUGCUGGAGCUGUGUGACCAGAAGCUCCUGGAGUUUUUCUGCAAUGUGGACAAUAAGGACUUGGUGUGGCUCAGGGAGAUCCAGGAGGAGGCCGAGCGCAUGUUCACCAGAGAAUUCAGCAAAGAGCCAGAGCUGAUGCCCAAAACACCUUCUCAGAAGAACCGACGGAAGAAGAGACGGGUUUCUCAUGUUCAGGAUGAAAACAGAGACCCCAUCAGGAAAAGGUUAUCCCGCAGAAAGACUCGGAGCAGCCAGCUGAGCUCGCGGCACCUCCGCAGCAAGGACAAGCUGGAGAAACUGGCCACCGUUGGGGGAGAGAACGGCUCCAUCCUGCGGCGGGUGACCCGUGCUGCGGCCGCAGCUGCAGCAGCCACCACGCUGUCAACUGCUCCUUUGCUCACCCCUGAGUCUCCCACAGUGUUGACCAAGAAGCCCGAGAACAGCGUUACCCAGUGCCAGCAGGUGCCCAUGGUGAUAAUAGGUGCUGGUGAGCGCCAGACUGCCGAGCUGCACCUUGCCCAGCUCAAGCCUGCCCCAGCUCCAUCUGAGGCUCCAGCCACAGCUCCAGCCUCCCAGAGUGUCCUGACAUCAGACAAGGAAUCAACACCCAAGAAGCCAGAGGCCGGGAGGCUGGAGUCUGUCACAGUGAGCUCCCUGAUGUCUACACCCCAUGACCCCAAGGGUCGAGGGGUCGGGACAGGACGGUCUGCCUCCAAGCUCAGGAUUGCGCAGGUCUCCCCAGGCCCACAAGACUCGCCUGGCUUUCCAGACUCUCCGUGGCGGGAGCGAGUGCUGGCUCCCAUCCUGCCAGAUAACUUCUCCACGUCCACGGGCUCUGGCGCCAACGUGCGCUCCGUGCGGCGCAGCCUGAUUGCCCCGUCCUCCCCAGGACCCCAAGUCUCACUGUCCCAAAAGUACCCCCUGGUGGCCAAAGAAGAAAGCACUGUCCUCAGGGCAAGCGGAAGGAUUGCUGAGAAGACUACCCAGGAGCCGGCUGCCUCUGCCCGCAUCAUCUGUCACAGUUACCUGGAGAGGCUCCUGAAUGUUGAGGUGCCUCAGAAAGUCUGCCCUGAGCAGGAGGAGCCCUGCAAGGAGGCUGAGCCCAUGCAGGCAGCUGAACCAGAGGUCCCCAAGAACGAUGGGAGUACCUCAUGGCCCCACAGGGUCAGCAGUAUUGCCAUUAGUACACCCAAUUCCAGGCCUGCCGCUGGUGGCCAGGAAACACCCCCUGGGAGGCAGCAAGAAGCCAAGACUGACCAAGCAGUUGCGCCCAAAGAGCCACCUCAUAGCAUCAGGAGGAAGCGUAGCUACAAGCAGGCAAUGAGCGAGCUGGAUGAGGAGCAGCACUUGGAGGAUGAGGAGCUGCAGCCCCCCAGGAGCAAGAGCAAGACCCCUUCCCCGCCCUGUCCAGCCAGCAAGGUGGUACGGCCCCUCCGGACUUUUCUGCACACGGUGCAGAGGAACCAGAUGCUCAUGACCCCGACCUCAGCCCCCCGUGGCAGCGUCAUGAAGUCCUUCAUCAAACGCAACACUCCCCUGCGCAUGGACCCCAAGGAGAAGGAGCGGCAGCGCCUGGAGAACCUGCGGCGCAAGGAGGAGGCGGAGCAGCUGCGCAGGCAAAAGGUGGAGGAGGACAAGCGGAGGCGGCUGGAGGAGGUGAAGCUGAAGCGGGAAGAGCGCCUCCGCAAGGUGCUGCAGGCCCGCGAGCGGGUGGAACAGAUGAAGGAGGAGAAGAAGAAGCAGAUCGAGCAGAAGUUUGCUCAGAUCGACGAGAAGACCGAGAAGGCCAAGGAGGAGCGGCUGGCAGAAGAGAAGGCCAAGAAAAAGGCAGCGGCCAAGAAGAUGGAGGAGGUGGAGGCGCGCAGGAAGCAGGAGGAGGAGGCUCGCAGACUCAGGUGGCUGCAACAGGAGGAGGAAGAGCGGCGGCACCAAGAGCUGCUGCAGAAGAAGAAGGAGGAGGAGCAGGAGCGGCUGCGGAAGGCGGCCGAGGCCAAGCGGCUGGCUGAGCAGCGCGAGCAGGAGCGGCAGAUGGCAGAGCAGGAGCGCAGGAAGGAGCAGGAGCGGCUGCAGGCUGAGAGGGAGCUGCAGGAGAGGGAGAAGGCCCUGCGGCUGCAGAAGGAGCGGCUGCAGAAGGAACUGGAAGAGAAGAAGAAGGAAGAGCAGCAGCGUCUGGCUGAGCAGCAGCUGCAGGAGGAGAAGGAAAAGAAAGCCAAGGAGACUGCAGGGGCCAGCAAAGGCCUCAAUGUGACUGUGGAUGCGCAGUCUCCGGCUUGUACCUCCUAUCAAAUGACUCCACAAGGACACAGGGCUCCCCCCAAGAUCAACCCGGAUAACUAUGGGAUGGAUCUGAAUAGUGAUGAUUCCACCGAUGACGAGGCCCAUCCCCGGAAGCCCAUCCCCACCUGGGCCAGAGGCACCCAGCUCAGCCAGGCCAUCAUCCACCAGUACUACCAUCCCCCGAACCUUCCGGAGCUCUUUGGAACCAUUCUCCCACUGGACUUGCAGGACAUCUUCAAGAAGAGCAAACCCCGCUACCACAAGCGCACCAGCUCUGCCGUCUGGAACUCUCCACCCCUGCAGGGCUCCAGGGUCCCUGGCAGCCUGGCCUACAGCCUGAAGAAGCACUGAGGCAGGCCCCUGGCCUUCUCGGCAAUCUUAGCUCCCAUCUAUGUCUAUCUCUCUUCUCUGUGUUGGUCUAGUGCUCUCCUGCCUGGCAUGCCAUCUCUGAGGGCUUGAUCUGGUGUAUAUAAAUGUGUUCUGUGUGCUGGGUAUUUCUGCUACAGGUAGAAGGUGGCCCCCGGCCUGUUUGGAGGAUGGUCUUGGUGGGUGACUGGGGAAGAACCAGGGCCAGCCCUACCUGGCCGCAGGCAGAACUCUGUAAAUAGGUUGUUUUAAUUCAGUUGAAUUUUAGCCAGUAGUGUUUGAGAGCUAGAUUAAUAAAGUAUGUUCCUUCAGCCUUCUGUGGAUAUCAUGAAGACUGGGGGCCUUGGCAUAAGGACCUGGCCCCUGGCCCUGCAGCCAGGUGUCUCAGGCCACCACUGGGCUGUAGGAGCAAUGCACUGUUCCUUCACCUUCGGUGUGCGUCAAGAUACCUGAUGUAGGGGCCACCCUCAGAGAUGCUGAUGCAGUGGGUGGUUCUGAUGCUUGGACAACCCCCAAGAAACACUUCCAUUACUUUCCUGAUGGGGCAGGUGACGUGCUUCCUGUUUUUCUGAGGUGCUUGUUCAUUCGGAAGGACCUGGGUCUUGACACAGCUCUGCCACUUGUUCCUCAGCCUCUUCACUCCUCAGGCUCCAUCUUGCUGCGUGGGUGGUGAAUGGAAUGUACUUGAGAAAGUGUAUCUGCUGCUGCAUCGUGAGAUCUGAUUAGACAAGGGAUGUGCCUUGAAACCACCUUGGGAGCUGUGCUUGCAAGCAGCGAUAUUUCCCCAACAAAACCAUUCACCCACUAAUGAGUGCUUAGCGCCAGUGAAAGGAGGCCCUGGUCCUGCCCUGCUAGCUGCCUGCUGUGUUCUGUGCAUACAGUUUGCUGCUCUGGCCCCUCACAUGGGUUGGUAAACUAUCCUUGUUGGCCAAAUCAAGCCACGUCAGAUUUUUAAAGUUUUAUUUGACACACCCAGUACAACUGCCCAUAUGUUUACCUUUUGUCUCCAGCUGCUCUGCUUUGAGGGCAGAGUUAGGUCAUGCCACAGAGUUCUGUGGCCAGACAACCUGAAAAUAUUUACUAUCUGAACCUUUACAGAAAAAGUUUGCCAACCCCUGCUUUAGGACAAAAUAAAAGCUAAGUACGGAGUGUUAAAAGACGAGGAAAUAGUGAACAUAAUAGACUGAAGUCCAGAAGAUUGUACCCAUGCAAAGAAAAACGUUCAUUCAAGUAUAGUUCCACAAUUGUAAUUUGUUCCAUAUGUUCUCUGACU
Cynocephalus volans (Philippine flying lemur) is the source of this 4026-nucleotide messenger RNA. It is a transcript of the gene INCENP, whose product is annotated as inner centromere protein. Gene Ontology annotation, biological process: metaphase chromosome alignment; mitotic cytokinesis; meiotic spindle midzone assembly. The record is from RefSeq and is a predicted model, not a curated record. The coding region runs from base 81 to 2738 and encodes 885 amino acids. Gene Ontology annotation, cellular component: midbody; kinetochore; chromosome passenger complex. The transcript is spliced from 18 exons. NCBI's taxonomy places the organism in Eukaryota, Metazoa, Chordata, Mammalia, Dermoptera, Cynocephalidae.